Messenger RNA from Daucus carota subsp. sativus, 5294 nucleotides. RefSeq names its product transcription elongation factor SPT6 homolog. The record is from RefSeq and is a predicted model, not a curated record. Gene Ontology annotation, cellular component: transcription elongation factor complex. Bases 235 to 4980 code for a protein of 1581 amino acids. Gene Ontology annotation, molecular function: nucleosome binding; histone binding; DNA binding. Lineage: Eukaryota; Viridiplantae; Streptophyta; Magnoliopsida; Apiales; Apiaceae. The transcript is spliced from 17 exons. Gene Ontology annotation, biological process: nucleosome organization; transcription elongation by RNA polymerase II; transcription elongation-coupled chromatin remodeling.
AGGCCACAAAUAAACGAGCCCUAAAUAAACGAGGCCUAGUCUUCGUUCUCUAUCGGUCGGCCUAUUUAAACACGAUACAUCAUUACAUCUAUCUCUGUACACGAACUAGCUCUUAUUUGUACUGCAUAUAUUUCCGCAAUCGAGAUAUCUAAUCAAUUUCAAAGCGCCGUGAGCUUGCUUUCUAGGGUUUCCUAGAAUUACAGUUUCUAGGGUUUCAAUUCUUCCUUUCGAGAAAUGGCCGUAGUUUCAGAUGACGAAGAGGUGGAAUUGGAGGAAGAAGAAGAAAGAGAAGAGGAAGUUGAUCAGAGAGAAGAUCGCGACGAUGAAGAUGAAGACGAGGAAGACGAAGAAGGAGAAGAUGAAUACGAAAAGGAUGGGUUCAUUGUAGAUGAUGUUGAUGAGGAGGAACAACAAGAUGGAGAGGACGAAGGUGCUGAGAGUGAUGAAGAAAGGCAGAAGAAGAAGAAAAGAAAAAAAAGGGAAUCAGAGAAAAAUUAUGAACUUGACGAAGAUGACUAUGAGCUCCUACAGGAUAACAACAUCACCGUUCAUCGCCCAUCGGGAAGUAAAAAAUUUAAACGCUUGAAAAAAGCUCGGAAGGAUGUUGAGGAUGAUCAUUCUGGAUUUUCUGAUGAUGAUGAUUUUCAUAGCAGCGGGAAGGUUGGACGAACAGCAGAGGAGAAGCUCAAGCGUAGUUUAUUUGGUGAUGAGGGACCACAACUCGAAGACAUUGCAGAAGAAGAACACCCAGACGAAGAGGAAGAUGAACUUGAGGAUGUCGAUGAGAUGGCUGACUUUAUAGUUGACGAAGAGGAAGUCGAUGAAGAUGGAAUUCCUAUAAAGAGGAAGAAGGUAAAACAGAAAAAAUCUAGACAGGCUCCAGGAGUUUCAUCAUCAGCCCUGCAGGAAGCUCAUGACAUCUUUGGUGACGUUGAUGAGCUGUUAAAGCUGCGGAAGCUAGGAACAUCAAAGACAAGUAGCAGAUCUUAUGAUGACAGUGGUGAAUGGAAGGAACGGGGGCUCGGAGGUCAUUUUGAGCCGAGUGUUCUUUCUGAGAAGUAUAUGACGGAGCAGGAUGAUGAAAUUCGGGAAGCAGAUAUUCCAGAAAGAAUGCAGAUAUAUGAAAAAAGCACUGGGCCUCCGCCUAUAGAUGAGUCAAGUAUUGAUGACGAAAGUUUAUGGAUUUGUCAUCAGCUUUCCACAAACAUGUUUUAUCUGUUUGGGAGGAAUAUAUGGAGUACUGAAGAAGGUGGUCAUGAACUUUCAAUAAUUAAAGAAGACAUAAUGAGAUUUCUGGAGUUCAUGCACGUUCAAAAGUUAGAUGUGCCUUAUAUCGCUAUGUAUCGAAAAGAAGAGUGCCUAAGUCUAUUCAAGGAUAUAGACCAGCAUGACACUGAGAGUAAUAUGAACAAGGCUGACAAGAAGCCAGUUAUAAAGUGGCACAAGUUACUUUGGGCUAUAGUAGACUUGGAUAGGAAGUGGUUACUUCUCCAAAAACGAAAGAAUGCUCUACAGACAUACUAUAACAAGCGAUAUGAAGAGGAGUCCCGUAGCAUAUAUGAUGAGACUAGGCUAAAUUUGAACAAACAGCUGUUUGAAUCGAUUAGCAAAUCACUGAAGGCAGCCGAGUCAGAUCGAGAGGUUGAUGAUGUUGACUUAAAGCUCAAUUUGCACUUUCCUCCAGGGGAAGUUAGCGUAGAAGAAGGGAAAUAUAAGAGGCCAACACGAAAGUCACUUUAUACUAGUUGCAGUAAGGCUGGGCUAUGGGAGGUAGCUAAUAAGUUUGGCUAUAGCUCUGAGCAAUUUGGACUGCAGAUCUCUCUUGAGAAAAUGCGAAUGGAUGAAUUGGAGGAUGCCAAGGAAACCCCAGAGGAGAUGGCUUCAAAUUUUACAUGUGCGAUGUUUGAAACACCACAAAAUGUACUUAAAGGUGCUAGGCACAUGGCAGCAAUGGAGAUUAGCUGUGAACCAUGUGUUAGGAAACAUGUGCGUAGCAUUUUUAUGGAAAAUGCGAAAGUAUCAACUAGUCCUACACCAGAUGGGAAUGUAGCUAUUGAUACUUUUCAUCAAUAUGCGAGCAUAAAAUGGUUACGUGAGAAGCCACUAACCAGAUUUGAAGAUGCACAGUGGCUGCUUAUUCAGAAAGCAGAGGAGGAGAAACUUAUCCAAGUAACAAUUAAGUUGCCAGAAUCCGUCCUAAAUAAAUUAAUAGGUGAUGCUCACGACUAUUAUCUUAGUGACGGAGUCAGUAAAUCCGCUCAGUUAUGGAACGAGCAGAGGAAGUUGAUACUGCAGGAUGCAUUUUUUGUUUAUCUUUUCCCUUCAAUGGAGAAGGAAGCAAGGUCUUUGUUGACCAUCAGAGCAAAAAGUUGGUUACUUUUAGAUUAUGGAAAACGGUUGUGGGAUAAAGUUGCAGUGGCACCAUAUCAGCGGAAAGAAAGUGAUACAAACUCAGAGGAAGAAGCUGCACCAAGAGUUAUGGCUUGUUGUUGGGGCCCAGGAAAGCCUGCAACCACUUUUGUGAUGUUGGAUUCAUCUGGAGAAGUCUUGGAUGUGUUGUAUGCUGGGUCCCUCAGUAACCGCGGUCAAAGUGUUGAUGACCAACAACGCAAAAAGACUGAUCAGCAAAGGGUUUAUAAGUUCAUGACUGACCAUCAGCCACAUGUUGUUGUUCUAGGAGCUGUAAAUUUGUCCUGUGCACGGUUGAAGGAAGAUAUAUAUGAGAUCAUUUUUAGGAUGGUAGAAGAUAAUCCUAGAGAUGUUGGCCAUGAAAUGGAUGGUUUAAGCAUUAUCUAUGGUGAUGAAACCCUUCCGCAUUUGUAUGAGAAUUCUCGCAUUUCGGCGGACCAGCUUCCUUCACAGUCAGGUAUUGUAAAGCGUGCUGUUGCUCUCGGACGUUAUCUUCAAAACCCAUUAGCAAUGGUUGCUACAUUAUGUGGACCAGGGAAGGAAAUAUUAUCUUGGAAGCUUAGUCCUUUGGAGAGCUUUCUUACUCCUGAUGACAAGUAUGAGAUGGUUGAACAGGUCAUGGUAGAUGUGACUAAUCAAGUGGGGCUUGACAUUAAUUUGGCGGCAAGCCACGAAUGGUUGUUUUCUUCUUUGCAGUUUGUUUCUGGGCUUGGACCUAGAAAAGCAGCGUUUUUGAUGAAGUCCUUGGUAAGAGCUGGGUCUAUCUUUACAAGGAAAGACUUGUUGACAGCGUAUGGCCUUGGGAAAAAGGUUUUUGUCAAUGCAGCUGGUUUCUUACGAGUUAGGCGGAGUGGGAUGGCUGCUAGCAGCAGUCAAUAUAUUGAUUUGCUGGAUGAUACACGAAUACAUCCGGAAUCAUAUGGUCUUGCCCAAGAACUGGCCAAAGAUGUUUACCUGGCAGAUGUUCAAGAUGAAAUAAAUGACGAUGAAGAUGUAUUAGAGAUGGCAAUAGAGCAUGUAAGAGAGAAACCACACCUGUUAAAGACGCUUGAGGUUCAUGAGUAUGCUAAAUCUAAACAGUAUGAGAAUAAAUUAGAAACCCUCAAUAAUAUUAGGUUGGAGUUGAUUCAAGGUUUCCAGGAUUGGCGAAAGCAAUAUGCAGAGCCAACUCAAGACGAGGAGUUUUACAUGAUAUCUGGGGAGACCGAGGACACCAUAGCAGAAGGAAGAAUUGUGCAGGCAACAAUUCGUAGGGUGCAGCCCCAGAGGGCUGUUUGUGUUCUGGACUCUGGAUUAACAGGUAUUCUUAGUAAGGAAGACUACACAGACAAUUGGAGGGAGGUAAAUGAUUUGACUGAGAAGCUGAAUGAAGGUGACAUUGUAGCUUGUAGAAUCAGGUCAAUUCUUAAGAACCGAUACCAGGUUUUUCUAAGUUCCAGAGAGAGUGAGAUGAGUAGUGAUAGGUAUCAGAAUCAUCGAAAUUUAGAUCCAUACUAUCACGAGGAUCGUAGCCAGUUGGUGGGUAUUCAAGAUAAUAUUGCUCGUAAGCAGAAGGAGCUGGCCAAAAAGCAUUUUAAGCCACGGAUGAUAGUUCAUCCCCGCUUCCAGAAUAUUACAGCUGAUGAAGCUAUGGAGUUCUUAUCGGACAAGGAACCUGGUGAAAGUAUUGUCCGUCCUAGUUCUCGCAGUCCUUCGUAUUUGACACUGACAAUCAAAAUUUAUGACGGGGUUUAUGCUCACAAGGACAUCGUCGAAGGUGGUAAGGACAACAAGGACAUAACUAGCAUGCUUCGUAUUGGCAAAACUUUGAAAAUCGGUGAAGACACGUUUGAAGAUUUAGACGAGGUGAUGGAUCGGUAUGUUGAUCCAUUAAUAGCUCAUUUAAAAACUAUGUUAAGCUACCGCAAGUUUAAGAAAGGCAGUAAAGCAGAAAUUGAUGAGUUUUUAAGAUCUGAGAAAGCUGAUUAUCCCGCAAGAAUCGUCUAUUGCUUUGGCAUAUCCCAUGAACAUCCAGGAACCUUUAUAUUGACAUAUAUAAGGAGUACAAAUCCGCAUCACGAGUAUAUUGGCAUGUACCCAAAGGGAUUUAAGUUCCGUAAAAGGAUGUUCGAGGACAUUGAUCGCCUCGUAGCAUACUUCCAAAGACAUAUUGAUGAUCCACAUGACCUGGCUCCAUCAAUCCGGUCGGUUGCUGCAAUGGUUCCAAUGCAAAGUUCUGCACCUGGGGGAUCUUCUGGUGGUUGGAGUGGUUCCAACAGCAAUGAUGGUGGUUGGAGAGGCCAGGCCAUGGACCGUGAUAGAAAUUCUAGUAUGGGUGCUAGAACAGGCAGGGGAGAUUACACACCCGGUGGCCGUCAUGAUAGACAUCCUAGUGGGUUACCAAGGCCAUAUGGAGAUCGGGGCCAGGGUAUGCACAAUAAUAAUGGCAGAAGAGUUGGUGCUAGCAAUGAGAGGCAGGAUGCAGAUUUUGGAAAAAGAAGUGAUGAUGGAUUGGAAAAUUUUCCUGGUGCCAGGGUUCAAAAUUCACCAGGAAAGGGGGCUUUUCCUGGUAGUUGGGGUAAGCCGUGGUGAUGGUUGAGGUUCUAAGGUGAAAAUGGACUGAAUUAUUGCUGUCGGGUUAGCUGUAGGUGAUCAAUGUGGGUUUGGUUUCAGGUCGCAGUAAUUUGGUUCAUUUCAACAGUCUUAUGUUGUAACUUAAUAGACACUUGAAACUAGCCACCGUUUUGAAGUUUGUAAUCCUUUGUUGGCUGCAUUCUGUAAUAUGCAAGCUGUUUUUAUUUUCUGAGCGUUAUUGCAGGUAGUGUGGUCUGAAAAAAUGAUAAACCCCUUAACAUUAUUGUUACCCUAUCUUCUUUUUUUAGUGACAAUUUAGUCUGCUUUAAUGA